AUGGAUUUAAACUUUUCGCAAGAUUCCUUUGCCUUUAGCGACAUUGUUGCACCUUCUCAUGUCAGUGGGCUCGAGUCCUUUUCGGAUUUUGACGCAAGUGAAUGCAGCGAAGCAUCUUUCGCUGAAAUUGUGCCGAACAAAGACAUCAACACUGAUCUUGGAACGUCUUUGACUGGAGAAAAUGUGGGUCAAACCGAUGGUUCUGUAGAGAAAGGGGAAGAGUCAAGUGCUAUCGAGCAGUAAGUUAAAGAUCGAUUUGAUUACGAUACCAGUCUACAGAUUUUUUAAAAUCUUGUAUAUUUCUCUUCUUCGUGAGGCUGAGUCGAGUGAGAACUUUGUGUGAAUUUUUCUGGUCACAGGCAAGCCUGGUAUGAUUAAGCGGAAUUGUGUCCAAGUUUUUUGAUGUUGGUUAGCUGUAGACAUUAUCACCUAGGUAUUAAUUAGGCUUGCAAGCAGCAAUCAUAAUGAUGGAAUAGAAGUCGCGAUCAAAGUCAAAUCUUUGCCAUCAGAAUAUAUUAUAAAGUAUGUUUUAAAACAUUUUUUUAAAAUUAAAGCCAAAUAUUUUUUCAUGAUGGAUCUAAACCUAUCAUGACGAGUCUCUUUGAAUUCGGUACUACUGUCUAUUACCUGUUUGAUUUGACAACGCGUACACAAUUAAAAGAGAAGAGAAUUUGAAACGCAAUAAUUAAUAAUCAAUUACAUUAUUCCACACCUGUUGCACUCUAAAGAUAUUUUGAGUUGUCUGCAAAUUUUAACAUAGUUUCUUAUCCUUUUCAAAUUUUGAAGAAAAUAUCACUUUAAAUCUUUCCAAAUAUGAGUUACAGUACUUGAAGCCUGUGAUCUUACAGUCUCAUGAGAAAUGCAACUUAAUUAAAUUUGAGAAAUAUGGAUUGUUGUUAUAACCACACAUGAGGCAAACUUUCUGAAUUCUGAUUGGUUUAGACUGGGGUUUUUCAUUAUCACCAGACUCUGUGAUCAACUUGUUAUAUUUGGUUUAGUAUAAAACAUAUCAGUUGUACAGCGAGAUUUCAUUGUACAACUGAUAUGUUUGAAGUUCUUGUCUCCAUGCAUUGUCAGAGGCUAUCCUAGGGGAAGCCUUUAUGAAUCCCUUAGGUCACCCAUACACCAUUUGUUAAUGAAUCCUUCCACCCAUCACAAGUGUUUUGCACAAAAUGUUAACAUUGUCAUAUCAAUAACUCUCACUUUGACUUUUUUAUUUUUUAUCUAAUCUUUAGGUCAUCUCUGGGAUUGCAGGAACUGAACUCCAACAACAUCAAUGAGUUCUUUGAGGCCAUCCAUAAUGCAGAGUCGCUUGGUAUGUUUAAGUAUUUAAGCAAUAAAGAAUUACAGCUAUCACAGUAAUGAGAAUUCUGGACAUGAUGCAAGGGUUUUGAUAACAUUUUCCACAAGCAGCUGCGGAUGAUGUUAUAGGCAGCUGUGCCAUAAGGUGAAACCCAAACACCAAAGCUUGCCCACAAGCUAAACAGAUAGCGGUGAAAGGUCUUACAGGCUGCAGUAGCCUUUUGGAAACCAGAUUUAUUGAAAUUCCAGACAAUGUGCUAAUAAUAAGCACACUGAACUUUGAAUGGAGAGGUGCAGGCUUGAUUCCUGAUCAGAGUCAUUCUGUUGAGUUUUUAGGCAGGACACUUCACUUUCACAGAGCCUUUCUCUACUCAGGAGUAUACCUGAGUGCUGAUAAACAUUAGGAGAACCUGUUUAAAAUAUUCUCAGUGGAAAUGGUACAAACCUUGUAGAUCAAUCUCUUGGCCUAAAAUAUUCACAUAUUAAGGGGAAAGUAAUGUAACCCAGUCUUCUUUUGAAACUUUCUUGAGAAUGUUGCUUUAAAGAGCUUGCAUUGUGCAGAGAUACAUAUGGUGGCCUGAAUUUGAAUGCAAGUGCUGAAAACUCAAAUACAGGGUAAUCUGUGAAAAAAUGUUAUAUGUUGGAAAAAAGAUAAGGUUUUUAAUAACAGAUGUGUGACUUUGCUUUUAGGCUUUGUAGCAUCAAGUGAGAGUGGGAAAAGUGUGACUGGAGAUGAAAGUUCACUUGGAAUUUUGCAGUUAGACGGACUACCAGGUUAAUAUAAAUGAACUCUAAGAAAAGAUUUUGAAAAAUUGAUUUUAUUUGUAAGUGAAUGAUUAGAAAUGUUCUGUUUUAAUGCUUUUUUAGAGCAGCAUGAUUUUUAAUUUUUACUUUCCCAUGGGUAUGAAAAGUAUACAGUAUGAAAUUUUUAAACCAAAAAUUGAUUUGAACCACAAUGUUUAUAUUGAAAUAAUAGAUAAAUGAAUAAUAGACACAAGGUUUACAGGCUCAGGUAAUUAUGAUUUAAUUGGGUAGAGCUUUAUUGAAAACUGCAGCUCUACAUAAUGCUGUUUUAGGUAUGCUGUUGUAAUAUAUUCUCUGUGGUUGAAUUUAUCAAUACAGUUUGCUACUGUAAGUUUUCAGAAUUUCUAGUCAUGUAUGAGAUUUAUUGGACUUAUGGUAGCUGUGAAACCUCUAAUACCUUCUCUACCCCUCCCUUCCUAAAGUGUGUAUUUAUAGACAGUAUAGAAAUCAACAAUAUCAUUAAUUUAUCUUUAUAGACCUCAGUGACAAUUUUCAGACUCCAGCUGGUUCUAUAGAAGCCUCCCUGAUGUUGGAAAGAACUUUAAUUGGUGACGAAGAAGAUGGCAAUGACCUUGGUGAAGUUGUACUCAAUCGCUAUACUGUUGAUGGUAAUCAGCAAGAAGGAGAGGACAUCCCCUUUACUAAUGGGUUCCAUCCAGCUUCAGACCAGACUCCAGUUGUUAACAAGAACACAGUGAUGCAAUUAGAAGAAGAAAGACCAGAUACUGGUAUGAAAUAGUUGACUGGAACAAUUUAUGUCACAUUAACCCUUCAACUUCCAUGAGUGACCAAAACAGGAUGAAACCAGGGGUUUCAAAAUGCUUUGAAGUAGGCAUCAGACUUUGCAAAAGUAGGUGACUGUCAAAAGUUCAUUAAGGGCCCAAAGGGAAUUAUUUUUAUCAGAGUACCUGGCAAUAUGUUAUCAAGUAGCCUGCCAAACUUGGGCAGUCACUGGCUUAUUUUGAAAUCCUCAUGAAACAUACAAGUGAUGAGAUUGCCAAAAAAUAAAAUUAAGCAAUGAUUAGUUGAUCCAAUACCAAAUUCAAAUAAUGUAGAUAUGCUGCACAAUGCUUUAGUUAACCUGUUAACACAGGUUAACUUGUUUAUCUUCAGGUCAAGAUCCAGACACGUUUUUCAGUUCUCACAGCAUACAAGCAAAUGAUGAUUUUCAGGAAUCUGUUAAUGAGGAACCUUUACAACACAGCUAUGGUCAAGGUAUCUAAUGAGUUUGCUCUCCAUGUUCCAACAAUUUUCCUGACAGCCCUCGAGAUCCAUAAAAUUGAUUUGAAAAACCCUUUAAUAUCAAAGGAAAAAUACAAGUCCAGUUUGACUCAAAAAUCCCAAAGCCACUUUUUUUUUUGUUUUUUUUGUGUGACAAAAAAUGAUGUCAUUCAAAUCUAAAUCAUAUGAAUUACCUGGUAACUAGUGAGGCACGCUUGAAAUUGAACAAUAAUUUAAAUGAAAGAAAGUCCAUAAUUGUGUGCUCCAGGGUGUACAUGCUAACUGAGUUCUUUCAAAGGUUUUUAUGAAUUUCAUAAAUACAGAAAAGGUUGCAACAUUCAUACUUAACUUUUCAUGAGGCUAAGAGUGCAGUUGCUCAGAUAUAACUAGCUUGAGGUACAUUAGACAUAAUAUAAUGAUAUUAUUUGUAGGUGAUUAAAUAUGUUGAAUCAGUGCUCUUAAACAUAGGAAAGGGCUAACAAAGAGCUUAGUCAACAUUAGGGUCAUUUGAAGAGUGAUGCAAUAAGCACUUAUGUUAGAUGAAGCAAUGCAGAGAAUUGUGCUGACUGAUAAGUAAUUAGUGAGUUGGUGAUUUGUAUACUGUUGCUUUGUUAUGUCAACUCAGCAGAGUUUUGAAAUCCUUGAAUCAGUUGCCAAUUAUAAAAAAUGGAGGAAAAAAUGAAUAGUCCUGGAAUUAUGUUGUACUAUAUUUCUUCACCUAUAAGCUGGGUGAUUUUUUCAGUAUUUGACAAAAAGUUUGAGAUAUUUUUUCAUGAGAAAUGGGGUUUGGCUUAUAGCCGAGGGUUUAGAAUUAAAAAACAAAGUUCAAUUGAAAAUGUACUGUUAAUACAAAAUGACCUUAAAUUCCAUGACUGCAGCGCUCUUUACAUGACAUGCUUUAAAAUUGUCAUGACAACAAUGUAUUUCUGACCACCAAUCAGAUUCUUUGCUUCCCACGUAUUGUUGUGUUUCUGCAGUCAUGUGGUAGUAUUUACAUCUUCACUGAUUUGCUUUUUUUCUUUUGUGUUUAUUUUAAUUCAUUAGCUUUUGUGGUCAGCAAGUCAUUUCCCAAUGUUUUCCAUGAGGUUCGCUCACUCAAAUGACCGGGUACAAUCAAGAAUUUUGCUUUUGGCUUACAGCCAAUGGUUUUUCUUUUUCUUUUUUUUUUUUUGGACAACACGAGUCUGUUGGAAGAUCUCUAACUUUUAGGGUCUUGGCUUAUAGGUGAAGAAGUACAGUAACCUUUUUUUUCACACUUUGAUCAAAACAUCUUGUGGGAUAGUUUGUUUCUUGUCUUUUUUCAGAAGAACUUGAUAUGAUGUUACAGAGGAGAGCAGGGAGUGGUGAUGGUGGAGAGCUGAUUGAUAGGGUGUCAUUGACAUCCAGUAUCAGCUUCAUUCAAUCACAGACAUUUCCUGACAGUAUUUUCAGUCAAAGUUUUGGCAGGUAUUGCGUGGACAUGUGAAUGUUGUCUAGUGAUUUUUUGCAAUUGUAUCUUGGUCUUUUGCUACCAUGCUAGAGAGAUAAUGUGAGUGGGGUAGUAAAACAAAUUAAUUUGCUUUUAUCAACUGAGUUGAUGUUGUAAAUUUGCCACUGUAAAGAGUUUCUAAGCUGACAUUUUGAGUGUAAGCCCUUCAUCAUUUGCUCUGACAAAAGACUAAUGCUUGAAACAUCAGCUUUCAAACAAUUAAUGGUGGCCAUUUUGCAUUGUCAAAUCAGCUGAUAAAUCCAAGCUAGGUUUCAUACUAGGUUCUUUUCUUCUCCUUGGUUGUUUAUGUGAUGGUUUUUGCAUUUUGUUUUAUUUUUAAUACAAUACAGUAGCAGAGGGCUUGGGAGUGGAAUGGAUUCCAGAUCUGAAAGUGAUGGACACGAGGAUAAUGAUGAGGUCACAUCACCGCUGCUACAUGGUGCAGGAGAUGGAAGUAAUGAUAGUACAGGACGCCCUGGUCUUGAAGGUGCUAACUCUGAUGUGGAAGACUUGCAACUCCAAAAUGGACCUUCUUUAGAUGCAAGUAACAGACAAGAAACACAGGCAAUAGGUUAGUAUGUGCCUUCAAAUACUGUUUUUUGCUUGGAGUAUUCACACUAUUAAGGUACAAGUAGAAUUCUACCAAAGUUUCAACGACAAUUUUUUUUUCUUUUUAGAGUUGCGCCAAUCAGCAGAGGGAGUUGAUGUUCUUCCUGACAUUCUAGGUGAUGGAGGUGGAGGUGGUGAUGGCAGCAGUGGUAACAAUAGUGAUGCAGAUGAUGGUGGCCCAGCUGGUAAGAAAGGGAUUAAUUAGAAGGGUCAAGUCUUAUGAGCUGAUAGAGUGGACCACAAGUACUAGUUUCUGUAUUCUUGUUUCUGUUGCAUAAAGCUACCAAGAGUAUUUUUACUCUAUGGGUCUCCUCUCAGGAUGGAAUGCCAUUCAAAAGUAAUGUCACAUAGGCCUAGCAUUACUCCAGCAUUUUUCAGUGCUCUUACAUACUCUGACUGGUGAAUGGAAAGAGGCACUGUGAGGGUAACAUGUCUUACCCUAGACCACAACAGAAAGACUGGAUUGGGGCUGGAAAACAGACCUUUCAGCUUGGAGUCUAGUGUAUAACUAUUUGAUCAUUGUGUCACCCCUAUCUAUGGAAUAGCAAAAUAGAGUAUCAUCAUGCAAAUGAACAGUUAUGUGUUGUAUCAUUUGCAGGAGCAGCGUAUGCAUCCUCUACUGCAAGCUCUUUACCAUCCUUAACAUUUCCUCCAUCAAUCAUGUCAUUUGGAUUUGUCAACCAAUCCAUGGGAGGAAACUUCCAGGGCACUUCCUCUUUACCUACCAGUGAUGGUCUGACAGCAGGGAGAGGCUGUCCUGUUGGUGACGCUGCUGCAGAAAGGUCACCUGUCCUGUCCCCUAGUCCUCCAGACUGGAUAAACAGGUUACAUGAUUCUGUGACUAUGCCACAUUCUCUACAUUUCCAAGCUUCGUCUACUCCCAUGGUUAGAGAGGUAUUGUUUCCCUUCAAGGAGUUUUAUCAAUUUACAAUAGGUCAAUUAAUUUAUUAUUUUGAUCUACUCAAUUAAAGGUUAGCAAAACUUUUAUUUUAAUUUGUUUUAUGUUGAUAUGUCUUGUUUGUUUGUGUUUGUUUUUUCUUUUAAUGAAAUGGGCAUUACUUUCCUGUCCGGAAUUCAGGCUCACCUUCUGCAUUGCUGAUCUGUUUAAAUUUCAAACAUUUGGCCUGGCUUAUGCAAAAUAUCUACUUAUACUCUUACUUUGCAUUUUUACCCUGAAAUUUGCAGUGCAACUGCUGCUUAGCUGUGCCCUAGUUGCAGUUCAGUUUUGAACUUUCAUAAUAAAUCAUCAGGAGUAUAGACAAUUGGAAAUUGUCAUUUACUUCAUGGUGUGCAUGUAUUUCGCUCACUUUUGAUUUAUUAGUAGUUACUGAAGUGAUUUGAGAGAAUUAUUACCUUUGACUGGUAAGAACUGAUUUCCAAUAGAUUGAGCAAUGAUUUAAGCAUCUCUCCUGUUGUAAUUUUCAUGUUCUGGAUAUUUGACAGGGUGUGCCACAGAAUUGUGACAACACAGGUACCCACAAUGAAACAUCAGCUCUAGAGUCUUGUUACCUAAUGAGCCACAAUGCUGCUACACCUCGUUCAGCAUGGGCAGAAGAUGGCUCUUUUCAUAUGUCCCAGGUGUGUUUUUGCUGCUUUUAUUCUUGGCUAGCAGAAAUGUAGUCAAGAUGAAAUUGUUAAGGAAAAAUUAUUUGUUAAAGUCUUAUUCACAAUGAGUAGGCUAGCUCAAUGGUAACUGACCAAAUCUUGCCUUGCUGGUGAAGUCUAGUCUAGUUUAACUUAGACUAGCCUAGCCUGGUAUAGCAUGCAUGUUUAUUUAAUUAAUUGCCAAGUUUCUGUCAGCUCAAUUGUUAGGCAUCAAUGUCAAAAUAGAAAUGUGUGUGGUUUUUAAUCCUCUCCAGCGGCUUAGAGCUUUUUCUCCAUCCCAUACUCCAAGUAAAUAUGUAAAAUUUGUCUUUGUCGUGUUUUUUACUCAUCAGAUGCUGGGCAACAAACAAAGCAACUCUCUUGUGGAUGCUGAGUCCUUGAAUUUUGACCCUACCACCAUUGAUGCUGCCCAUAAUGCUUCUCAAGAUGAGGAUAAGGUAAAGCUUGUGGAGGCAACUCUGCCUACUUGCAUUUUAUAGCUCUUCACAGUAAUGAACAGUUUGGUUAGGUUCAAGUGAGUGACUUAGUGAAUGCUUGAAAUGUUUUUGCCAAGCUAAAUUUUUGGCAUGGACACCCAAGAGUGAUGAUUUCAAGGUGUGUAAGCAAGCCCAAGCAGUUUCCAUUUAUUUAAUAGCCUUAAAAGCAGCUUCCAUUUAUUUAGCCUUAAAAUCUUACUGUGUAAAUGAAACCCUUUAAAUCCAAGAUCUGAUUAUUAAUUCUCCUCUCCAGCUGCAAUCAGUUAGUUAUGAUAUACUGUGUGAGAAUUUGGCAUUAGGUCAAGGUAACACAUUUUUUACGUGAUAAGUUUGGGUAUUCUCAUUACCUGUUUGCGGGAUAAUGUAUGGAUAUAAUAGGAGAAGUUACAUGUCAAUCACCUCUGGGGGUUAUAGGGUUGAAAGAAAGAACAGAUGCACCAGCUAAAGCCACACAUAAAAAUCCUUAAAAGUCAUAAGGUGGAGGAGAAGGGUAAUGUGUAACCCUGAUCAAAAUGUUGCUGCCACUCUUUGUGUUUUAGAGUACCUUUGGUAAAUGUCUGGACUGAUGCUUUUUUAUCAAUAAAUAAAGUCAAAGACUCUUAAUAGGAUCACCAUGAAAUGGUUAUUAUAAUCUAGUGUUCACAUGAUGAUAUUUGACAACAACAAAGCAGGAUGAGGGCUGACUGAAGAGUUCCUCAUUCUUCUAUUAACUGAAAAUUGCAAACUCUAAACCCCUAAUUAACUUAGUGCAAAUGCUACCCAUGCAGAUCUCUGAUACGUGCUGGCAAAAUAACAAUUUAUGCUGAUUAAGGAUCAUCACAAAUUGUACUUUCUUUAAACACAGAAGGAAUAUGAUUCAAAAUCCGUAUUUUGCAUUCUUGUUUCCUAUGCAGACUCUCAUUUCCAAUGAAACAGCUUUUGAAGGUUAUUCAAAUCAAGAAUCGGAUCAGAGGUCAGGAAGCUGGCAUGGUGAUGGGUCAGCUGUGUCUGCUUCAAUUAAUCAGAGUAGUCCUGACUUCUCAAUCAAGUUUGGAAAUAGUAUUUUCAUCAACGGGGACUCAGCCAUUGACAGUUCAAAGCUAUGGAAGGUAUAUGCCGCUGGAAUUUGAAUGGCAUUACUGUAUAACUUGCCAAAAUAUAAUUCCAUAGCUUACGGAAGCCUUACAGUCACUACUUUUACAUUUAAUGAAUAUGUCAAUACAUGCUGUAUUCUUAGAGUUUGAAGACUUAUAACCAGGAAAGUCCUUUUUGUUGCAGCUAAUUGAGAAUUUUAAACAGUGACAAAACUAUUACAUGUAAUGAUUAUUUUAAACUGUAACAAGGCCACAUAGGCGGCAAUAAAAACAAUUUUCUUUUUUUACUUCAGUCAACACCCAGAGAUGAAGAAGAAGACGGAAUGAGGUCUACACCUGGUGUUGUUUUCCAAGGCAAUCAGCGACCAUCUACUGUGACUGGACAAAUAGUUGUUAAUAAUCAGGUAUAGUGAAAUAAUUUUCCACAAAAAAACAAGACAACACAAAUUGUCAAGUUAUGAAGCUGUUCCUUCCAAACACUCAAAAAGCAAAGCAGAACCCUACAGACUUCAGUAGCAGUACAUCUCCACAUGUACUGUCUUGAAACAGUGACUGCUUUUCAAUAUAUAUGAGCAUGUAUAAUUAUUAAGCUUUUGUUACAUGUAAGAACAUUUUAAUUUCUCCUCAAGCAUGCUAGAACAGAACAUUCAAGUGAUGGGGAUCCUUCUACAACCUUGGCAUCAGGAGUAACAACUUGGAGAGAGGGUAUUGAAGCUUAAAUGCUAUUUGUGAAAUAUUUAUAGAAAAAGUUUUUCAAGUCUUGUAAUGAAUGUACAACCUUGGCAUGCUGUGACAUACACAUGCUAAAUUUGGGUGUGUUGUUAAAUCUCCCAAGAGACUCUAGGAAGUGUACAUCAUGCUAAUUUUACUGCGGCUGGACUUAUGGGAACUGAUUACAGUAUGUUUGUUUAAUGUAAAAAAAUAAAUUGUUAACUUAAAAGUUACUCUGAAUGAAGUAAUUCUGGAUACCUUGAGACUUUACAAUAGGAAAGGACAAUAAUUCUUUCUAUGAUAUGGUCACUUCCAAUGUGGAUCUUGCUGUUUAAACACCAUACUGCUAGUCUUUAGGCAGUUUUAAGUAAACCUUGUCACCAAAUGAAUACUAGCAGGGUCCUAUCAAAUUGUUGCCAUCUGUAUGGGAAGUAACUUCAUUACAUCUACAUGUAUAAGACAAACAACAAUAACAUUAAACUCUAUGCAACCUUGUUCCCAGUACCAAUAUCCAUGUGAGCAUUGCUACCAAUAAAGUAAAUAAAUUACUUUCUGCCAAAUUACUUUGAUCUGUGAAUGAAGUGUAUAAACAUUUUAAGUGACAAGCCCAUUCCCCCUUGCACCAGAAUUUAACUGUUUUUGCUGGGUUGGACAAAAUUACCCAAACUGAAAGCUCACUGUGUUGUUCCAAAAUGCAGGAAAUUCCCAGGGGCUAGUGGAUCUAUCAAGUGGCCAAAAUGGUGUUGAUCUGCCUACUGACAGAACCUUGACUCCUGGAGGAAUUGGCGAUGAUACUUCUAUCCAACAAACAGCAGCACCUUGGGAAAUUGAUAAAAUGCCCUCUUGCCCUUGGCCUGAUGGUGCAGGUGGAAUGCAAGACUCAAUACUGAGAUCAAAUCCAUUUGAAGGUUUGUUUCUAGCCUACUGAAAGGGAAUAAGUAAAGAAUGAUGCAGACUUUUCAGCAUGGUGUCACCUCUUUGUCCAGCAUGAAUUAUGUUUCUCUUGGUGGGGUUGAAGGUUUAAAUCCACAGUGGUUACCCUUAACCAAAGAACUGGCCCUGUUUGUUUGAAGGAUGGAUAAUGCUCUCUACUGGAUAAAUCACUUAAUUUGGAAGCAAUCUUUGCAGUAAUGAACACUACCUGAGAAGUGGUGAAAAUAAGGCCAGUAAAAAAUUCAGGCCUUAUUUGAACCCAUGACCUCUGUGAUACAGGUGCAAUGCUCUACCAACUGAGCUGACAAGCCAACUGGGAGCUGGUCAAUAUGUUUGUUCAUGAUAAACCUGUGAAGUGAUGGAUGCAUUACUAUCAAGAUAAAUCACUAUCAAGCAGAUAAAGAUUUAUCCAGUAGUUGUUGAACUAGUUAUGGCUAACUGUUGGAAGUCAUUUCUGAAGUUCUUCAUGAAACAUUCUAUUAAAUACAUGUAAAAGAUUAACAGCUUUGGGACCACCUUAAAGGUGCAGACAUCUUGCCAUCACUGUUGGUUGACAAACUGUCUUUAUUCUGUAAGUAGGCUCCAUUGAUCAACAGCCAUGGCCUUUUGGUGAAGGUGGGGCUGUUUCUGAAGAAGAUCAACCUUUUGGUGGUGAAAGCAAAAGGUUCUCAUGGACAGGCUCUGAUUUUGGGUUUGAGGUGCAAGGUAUAGGGAUAAUUUUGUAUCACUGAACUAAGGUUGUUACCAUAUAUGUAGCUGAGCAAAUUUACAAAAAGGUAGAAUCUACACCAAAACUUUUUCUUGAGGCUUGACAAGUCUGAACUUCUAGAAAUGCAUUUACUUUCUAGCACCAACAGUCUUGACAAUAUGACCAUGCUAACUGACAAUGCUCUUUGCCUUCAUGGUUCAACACUACUUUAUCAAAAGUAAAAUAAAUUUAAGCUUAUGAUAAGCUGCUUUACCAACCUGUCAGGUUUUUCUUGAACACAAAAGAAUCUGUUUGAAAGAAUUCAUUGAACCUUAAAAUUCCUAUUUAAAAAUGAAAUAAAAUAAGCCCUUAUUUGCAAUGAAAAGGGGCCAAAUUUGUACAGAAUCUACUGAAACUAGGGAUAGCUGUUACUGCACAGUACUAUAGACAGUGCCAAUAAUAUUCCAGCUACCAAAUCUUCUUUUGAAAGAGACAUUAUCUCUCUUUUAUAGGAGAUGCAGAAGCAAUUAUUGCGGCAGGUGAAGAGAGUUUCAACAGGGAGCAUGAGCUUGAAAUUCCAGUAAGCAGAUUUGCAACCACUGUAAAUAGUAAUUGUGGCUUUACGGGAAUUAGGACAUUUUGUGAUAAAGUCCUUCACAAAAACUGGAUCGAUACUCCAAGCCCAGGAAUUUUAAAUUAAUUUUAAUUGCAUGCAAGUAAAAUUUGUUGGCACAACAAAGGUUUUUUAGUUGGCGUCAUCCUGAAAGUGAUGAUUUAAAACUUGGAAAAUCUAUGCUAUUACUUCACUUAAUGUACUUAGUUUGGUAGAGGGAGAUUACAUGACAAGACAAGGCAUAACAUGUAACUAUUUUUCAAAUGGAAUACAUUAAUAUCACUUUGACCCGCAGAUAAAUAAAUGAAGAUAAGAAUGGUGAUCACUGCACUGCUGUUACAGUGGUCAUGGGUUCAACUCCCAUACAAGCCUGGAUAUUUCUAUUCUAUUGAGUAAAGUGUUAUCAGACUAAAGUUUAAUUUAUGUGUGUUUUGUUUGUUACAGUCUCACACUCAAAUUAAUGAUAUAACUAAGUUGCACGACUGGACUGUGCCUGAGAGUCACUUUCUCACAAGACCAUCCCUGCUCCAGGUUGUGGGUAUAAAUGAUCCUAAUGGCUUGGGAGAGGUGCGUAUUUCAUUUGGUGCAUUUCUUGCAGCAGGAUCAGGAGAGCUUGGUUCAUUGUCUAGAACUAGUCCUGACAGACCCAGGGUAAGUUUUAAGUUUUGAGGUUUGUAGUUGCUCAACAACCAAACAGAAGUAGAAGGUUAAAGUUUGGUUUGAACAAGCAAAAGAAAGUCAUGAAUCUAAAACAAUUCUAAAAACAUGUAGAAGGUAAUCUGCAAUGGAAUUGCAUCCCAUCCUUGUGAGGCAGUUAUACCCCUAGUUGCACUGCAACAGAAAUAAAAAUAUUCUGAUUUGGAAGCUAUGCAAGCCAUUCUUGUGUACAAACCUUUAUAGAGAAAUGAUUAUUAUGAUAUUGGUUAAUCAUUAAUCCCACUCUUUUGUUCAUUUACCACCUUAGCCUCAUUUUGGAGAUGACAAACCAAUACUGACCCCCUCCCCACAGCCACCAGUGAGAAUGAUCAGCAAGCCUUCUACACCGUUUGAUCAGUUUAUGCAAGAGAGCAAUCCACCUGAUGUUCUUUCAAAUAGGACAUCUGCAGAUGGAGGCAUCAAAGAGGCAUUGCAACAGCAACCCAAGCAUGUUGCUAAGAAACCUCAGAAACACGAUCAGUUGAAGAAAGAAGAAAGUUUAGAAGCAGGAAGUGGUCCUGGAACCUCCAAAUCCCAGGGGUUGGUUGCUUCAGGUUCAGAAGAGUUGUCUUUGGAAAUGCAGAAGAUGAAGCUUGAUGAGCAGUUCAAAGUUGAUUCUACCUUCAAAAGUAGAAGUAGAACAGCAAGUCAGACUAGCUCACAGAGCAGCAGCAGUAAAGGAAGUAUCAAGAGUGUCGUCAAGAUAGACAGUUCUCAAAGUGUACAACCCAGUAAAAAUAUUGCUGGUGAUAUUAGAUCUAAACCCAAGGAGGGGAAACGAUUACACAGAAAGGAAAAGGAAGAGAGUCAAAUUGUCUCAACUAAUCCACUUGAUGUAUCUUCAAGAUCAGAACUGGGCCUUCAGCAGGAACUUCAAGAGUUGUACAUACACUCCAGUAGAAUAGGGUCUCUAAGGAGAUCAUCUGUUGGGGAUGUAAGUUCUGCUUCAUCACUAGAAAAGAUGACUCAAUUUAUUGCAAAAGCCAUUAAUGAGGAUCCAGAUGAAAUAAGGAAAAAAUUAACAGCAGUAGAAAAGAAAAAGUCCAAGGCCAAGUUGAGAAGGAAACGUAUUUCAUCUUCUGAAGUUGAAUCAAUAUCACCCAGUUCUAGAACAUCUGACUUCAAUCCUGUGUCCUCCAGUAGUCCUCAAACAAAGUCCUCACCUGAAAAGUUAGCAUACUCACCAGGAAGGGCUCAAGGGAUUGUGCCUAAUAACAAUUCUGACUCUCCAGACAAACUGGCAAGUUACUCAAUUGAGGAUAGUGUUUUUCGUUCUCAUGAUUCGCCAUCCAUGAUCCCCCUUAGUAUGAAGGAGCUUGAUUCCAAAGAUUUUCCAUUGGAACAGGAAUCCAUGUCUUCCUCUGAAAUGGGCAACUUUCAACAUGUUAUUCCUCAAUUUGGUGAAACAUACACACUUCGAAAACCUUCUGAGGAUAAUAAUCAACAUCUUAAUGCUCCUAUGGUUGAUCCCAGGAAACAUAGAACACAUGAAAUUGAACAAAGACUAAACCGCUCACUUCCUAAGGAUGAGGACCAUGAUAAUUUUUCACAUCCUCCCAUGGCAACUAGGCAACUUCAUCCUUUAAUCCAAGAAAGCACCAUGUGGCAGUCAGAAUCCUCAUCACCUAGGCAACGACUUGAGACAUCAGAUAGUGCUGUUGGAAGCAUGACUACCUCACUCUCUGAGGAUGUUACCACCACUAGACAUUCUUGGCCAGAAGCAACCCCAAGUCGUUGGUACAAGACAAGGGAGGACUCUCGUUGGGCUGCUAAUGUGCAAAGUAGUGCUAUCCAACCUGGUGGCACCAAUGCAACUGUAGGACUUAUGACUCAUGUUACUGCAAAUGAUAAUUUAAAAGUAGCUGUUCAAACUAGCAACUUGAAUGAAGGACUGCCAUCAUCUUUGUUGAUGCAUGGGCAUCAGCCUGCAAUUUUAACCAAUCACAAUAGUUCACCACUCAGUAUUCCAUUUAGCACUUCUCAAGGAAUUGUUCCACUUGUGAAUCAAGGGACAAUAUCACAUUUGUAUCCUGGGGGUAACAUCAAUGGUUCCAUUGGUUUACCAGGCUUGGCAGGGCCUAUUUAUCCAGGAAAUGGUUUAAGUAUUCAGACGCAUGGCCCAUUGUCACAUACAGCACCAGUUGGGUAUGGUCCAAGGAUGGCUCCUGUUGGGUCAGCCAUGUAUCCAGGUCAUGGACAUGGCUUAAUUAACACUUUACAUGGUCAAGUUCCUCUUGUUCAUACUGUUUCUGCGUCAAUGGGACCAAAACCAUCAAGUUUAACACCAAACUAUGUCCAAUCUGUCGAUGUCAACAUUCCUCAUAGUAGUAAUAGUCAAUAUGAACCCACCCAUCAACUUCCUUUACAAUUUCAAUCUAACCCAUCAAACAUUUCUGGGUUGCCAGCUACAUUCACACAACCAAAGAUACCUGCUUCCUUACCUUUCCACCAACCUUCUUUCCAACAUGAUCCUAAUGGACUUUUGCAAGUAAGACCUGAAUUUUCACGAGAGAGAAUGCUACAAUCGCCAUCGCAGCUGAUUAUACCAGGGGAGAUAAAGGUUCCUUCGUUUUGCUGUGUGGGUGUCUUGACAGAAACAGUCAUUCCUUUGCACAACAGUAGUAGCCGAUGGAUGCAUUGUGAAAUACACUCUAUCUUAUCCACCGUCAACGGGGUCCAGGUAAGUGCUAUAAAGACAUUUUAUUGUGCAUUGUUUUGUGAUGACUGCUUCAAACCUAGGACAAGAGCUCUAUUUGAAGUAAAAUGUUUAACAAUCUUCUCAGUGGGAGAUGAACUGGCAAAAAGGGUUAGUGCAUUGGACCAUGGAAAAAAGAUUAAAGCCCUUGUGGAUGUAAAAGUAGAACUUGUAUCACUGAUGAAACUAGUUAUGACCUUGUUCACUGUACUGUGUCUGUGGCUCCAUGGUUUAGCAUCAGAGCCCAGAAUCCUAAGGUCCAACAUCUGACAGUUUUUUUCUUUGUCCCAAGCUUGUAACAAGCCAGAAAAAAAUUUUUUCUCUCAUCAUUUGUUCCUUUCUUGCUUUUAGUUGCCUAACUGCCCUUUUUCCUAACAUGCAGGUACCAAGUAGCAGUAGUGCAUUUUCUCACCAGCUGAAAGCUAUCAUUGGUCCACAUACCACAGAGAAUAUCAAGGUUAGUGUCUGAACGGAGUAUAGGCAAUGUUGGACCCCAAUUUUGAGGUAUGUAACACACACACAAAGAAAAAAAUUGGUUUUGAUUCUUGAAUAUUAAUCUUUAUUAGCAGGCUGAUAUAAGAACAUUUUAAGACAAUUGAAUGGCAAUUACCUUGAUUAGUUGACCAAUUUAAAUUAUACAUAAUUACAGGGACAAUAAGGUGUAAGUGUCUGAUUGUGCUACACAAUGGUUCAAUAUCAAAUUUUUAGAAAAAAGAGCACUUUUUUUUUGCCUCUUUGUUAGUUAAGCAUUGAGCCUAAAGAAGCUGGCACACUCACUACACAGCUGCAAGUUUAUUCAUUCCCUGUUGUGUGUGAAGUACAACAAGUAACGCAUAGUGUGGGACCAGUGUUGGCCUUAGAAGUUGUUGCUGAAGAACCUCAAGUAGAGGUAUGAAGAACAAUGUAAAGAAUCAGUCACUUUUAGCAGCUCAAAUCUAUUUGUGAGUCUGUAUAAAGCAAGUUGUUUCUGUGCACAUUUUUAGGCUUGUUGAUUUGGUGAUAAGCUACUCAAUGGAAGGCAUUUAAUGUUUCCUGCUCCUUUUGAUUGUUGGUUGCAUAGUGUGUUAUUGUUAAAGUUUUUUUAAACUUGAUAAUUAGGUUGUUCUUGAGGAUGAAAACUCUAUUUUCUUUGGUGAAGUAUCUUGUGGGGCCAAGCAAUGCCGACCAAUUCAUCUUGUUAACAGAGGGAGAGCCCAAGUGCCUAUCAGAAUCAUUAUAUCUGCAGUAAGUUAGCCACUCAAUUAUUUUUUAUGCUAGUAUCAUUGUAGAAAAGUGCUGUCACUGUUUGUUACUAUUAUUUAAAAACAAUCAACCUAAUGGGUGGUGAAAACAUGUCUAAGGCCAAUUACGUGGUCUCUUACCAGUGAGAGUUAUUUUACGUCAAGUCCUUAACCUGUACAUUAACCAAUUACUAUGGAAUUUUUUUUUUACAAGUAAGUAAUUAUUGUCUGACUUAAUGCAGAAUAGGGCAAGUCUUUUGAAAGAUUAUUCAACAAACAUUUGAUUUAUUAAGGAACAUUUCCUUUUACACUAAUUAAUAGGGGAUGGGUUAUUUUUAUUUCACAUCUCAAUGCUCCUUGUCCUGGAACUUUUUGAGACAGGAAGGUUUCUUUCUAUAUUAAAUCAUGUUUGGUCUUCAUAUGCCAUGCAUUUACUGUCUUUUGCUUUUAAUCAAACAGAAUAGCAGCUCACUAAACUGUUUUGCAUUUGCUGAUGCGGAUUUCAUGCCAAAGACAGAUGUGGUCAGAGGACCUGCCUCUGCUGGGGCUAAGGGAUCAGCAUUAACUAUCCACACUCUGUUUAUAAAGGGACGGAAAGAAUUGGUGGGUGCAAUGUGGAUUGAUUGUGUAUAUGGAAAUUUGAAAUACUUGAAGCUCAAUGAAUGUCAUUUAAGAUCAAGUUAUUUUUCAGGUUUUUUGGAACCUUUAUAUCAGUCUAUAGUUUGCUCUGCACACUCUUUUUGCAAAGUUUCUUCAUAUAGUGAAGGCAGAUUGUGAUGCUACAAAUGUCUCACUAGAACUCUCUUCUGCCUGUGCAUUACAAUUAGGAAACAAAUAAGAAAAGAUUUUUCAGACUGUGGUAGUCAUUGCAAAAUCUUUUAAUACAGCUGUAUUUUUUCUGAUUCUUUGGAAAAAAAUGCACUCCUGGCAAAAAGUUUACAGUUUUGUGUGUAGAACUCAAAUUGGUGCAACUAAUUGUUUUAUCAACUUUUUAUAUUUUUUUAGCUAUUGUUUAGAUAUCAGUCAUCUGAAAAUACUCAAUAAUUAACUUCCACAGACUUCCAAGGUAGAGCCCACUGUUGUCUGGCUUCUGUUUCAGUCUCCAAACAUGAGCAUUAAGAGUGAGUGAAAAGGAAAGCUAAACUGUACUAGUGACUGAAAUUGAGCAAGGCACUUCUUUCAAAGUGAUGCCUGUGCUUGGUCAGAAAUGCUUUUGAUUUUACUGGACUUCCAGUAAUAAUGUUGAUAAUAAGCAUAGGUAAAAAUAUGAUUUCAAUUGCAAUUUUUAUUUUGGUACAUGCUAUCUUUAUCAAAAUGUCUCGGUGGUUCAUAAAAUCUCAAUUCAAGGAAAGUUAAUUUUUGUUCAUUUUAGGUCCCACAUCAGUUGGACCCGCAACUGAGUACACAGCACGGCUUGAUGUAGAAAUUGACAGUGCACAGCAAGGUUUGAAAAAAUAGUGUUGGAUUAUUUUAACUGCAAACUUUUGGUUUAUUGCACUGAAACUUAAAUGGACAUAUGUAUUGUUCAUGGCAGUUUUCCUUUCAAUUUAUUUUCUCUCUCUCUGUGUUUUACUUUAGACUUUAUCCACUUGUUCACUAAAGAGCAGUUUUCUUGUACUUUUAUGCUCACGUACUCUUAAUUAUGACCAUAGGCCUGACUAUUUCCAGUAUUGCUCUGAAAGCCAUUGAGGGAAUUGUAAGGCUACAUACUCCACAUAAACUUCAGGUAUGUGUGUAACCUUUAAACAUAUAACAUCUGACUGUUUUUAGUCUGUCUAAAGAUGAAAAAAUUGUCAGUAGACACUGAAAUUGACUGUAAUGAUGACUUUAACUCAGAUUGUAACAGCUUUUACUGACAAUGUUAUUUCUCUCCUCUGAGACUACCUGAUGACCUGAAAACAGUUUUAAAGUUUUAUAGAGAUUGCAUUGUUGUUUUCUAGAUCUAAGUAAUUCUAUGUUGUCGAGAAGAGAAGAGCCAUCAACCAAUGAACAAGCCACAACAAAGUGAGGCUAGUCCAAUUGCCUCUGAUCUUAUCAGGGCCUCUUGAACAGUAAACUAAAACUGAUCUGUCCAGUGUAGUCUACAAAUUUCCUCACCCUUCUUGUUUUGUCAAUGAAUUAAUUGAAUUCUAUAGGUGGUGACUCUAAAAAGUCCAGUGGGGAAGAGCACAAGUUGUACCAUUCCUGUCAAGAAUGCUGGCAACAUUACAGCUAAAGUGAAUCUUAGAAUUGAAGGAGACUCUAAACAAUUCUCAGUUAAACCUGCUCAGUUACGGGUAAAACCUGAAGAGGUAAGAAAUUCUGAAUCUUCAAUAACUAUAAACUACAAUAAUUGGAAUAAGAAGCAGAAAAAAUAUUGUUGAAAAACAAUUAUUUUGAAAAAUGAAAAUUUGACAGUGUCAUAGUGAUUCUUAUUUGGAGUUGUAUCUCCUUGUUUUCAAGGAGUCCGAGGUUCAAGUCAUGUUCCAGCCCACUGAAGGAGAUAAACAAGUGGAAAGGUAUGUACUCUUUGUUAUUGAUAUGACCCCCACAGGCCUCCCAUUAAAUUGAAGAUCAUUAGACAAAAAUCCCUCCUACAUAUUACAGUAUAAUUAUAUUUUAUGACCGCCAAACAAAAUAGCAUGAGAAAGGUCAUACAAAGCUGUAACCCAAUGAGAUGCAAGCUAAAAGAAGGAGAGAAGAAAUAGUAAGCCUAGGAUGAUUGUCAUAUGAUUUCCGUUAGGUUGGAGGGGAAAAUAUUUGGUUCUCAGUCAUGAUGCACAAAUCUAGCUGUUUUUAGUAACUUAAGAGUCAAUAAUUUGGGAUUUGCUUUAAAAUCAUUCAAAACUGUGAACAGUUCUGUGGGACCUCUCAAACUUAUUUUCCCAAGUACACUUGUGCAAGAAAUACUGUUACUUGUAAGUACCAGUCUUUCAACAAUGCAGAAUGACUGACAGGGAAACUUUGAUUUUAGAUCAAGAAGGCACCAUUUGGUUAGCACCUAAACUCUUCAAUUUAUCUGUAACAUACCCCCAUUUUUUCCAUAGCCUGGUAAUUCUGGCAGUUCCAAAUGGACCAGUGUAUGAAUUAGUACUGAAGGGAUCAGCUUUGCCAAAAGAGGAUGACAAGUAUGAUCUCACUUUUUUUUUUUUUACUUGCUUCCAUUUUGCAUCUUUGUGAAUUAUUUGAUCUCAGUAAGAUUUUUCAACAGAUGCAAUGGAUGAACAAAAAUUUCCUUGCUUCUGACAUAUGGCUUUAUAGCUCAGUAUAUAGUGGUUCACAACCACCAUCUGUCAAAGUUUGGAUUUUCUCACUCAGGCUUCUGUUCCUACAAUUUCUUUAAUUACAGUUCAUCUUUGAAGGUUACUUCAAUCAUUCUUUGCAAACAUCCCCAGCUUGAAUUGUAACGUAUUUCAUUUGUUUAUGUCAUCUUGUUGCUAGGUUUGCUUUAUUAAGCAGUAAACCAGUUCUCUGCUGGAGUGGAGUAGCACUUGGAUGGUCUCAGUGAGUAUUAUCAUAUUUUUACAGCCAUACUGUAAAUGACCCAGUUUUAGUGACAUUGUGCUGAAUGAUAUGAUUUUGAGUGAUGAUGGUUGCAAGAAGGACUAGCUUGACUAUGAUUCCCCAUUUGACAAUGGAGUAGGGAUAUAAAUCAAAGUUGUAUUAAUGAAAUGUCAGUUACUGUUACAGUUAUCAGGGUCAUUUUAGAAGAAUUAACUUAACAGAGCUAUCUCACCAAGGAGUACUUGCUAUUGACAUAACAUUAGGAGUUUUUGAUCAGGCUGUACUUUAAGUUGUGUACAGUAUAGAAAGCUUAGCAUAGAUAAUCAAAUCUUUAUUAUUUAAGUGUAAGUGCACUAUUGUAACUAUUUUUUCACAAGUCAAGAGGCAUCUGGUGUGUUUGAAUAUGUUUUUUUUAUUCCCUUCAACAGGCAACAGAAGGUUAUACUUAAAACAAGCUCUGCAACCCCAGUAAAACUUCAACUUAUGAUUGAGGGAAACCACUCAGAUUAUCAGGUUUGUUUGACAAUAUAGAAAAGUUUUCCCUCUUUGCAAUUUAACAAAUGAGCUGUGGUACACUUCAUCUUGCAAAACAAAUUGAAGUAUUGCAUGACUUUGUUUUUUUUUCUUUUCGUGUGUUUCUUAUGCAUCUCAUCAAGCAGCAUAACUUGUAUUGACAGUGGUAUAAAGUAAAGUUGAAAUUAUGCCACUGCAUUUUGAGUUUUUAAAGAAUAAACAACUUUUCCAAAAUUUUCUUUAAAUGUCCAAGUAGCAUGAAAUGACCAAGAGUAUUUGCAACUCCAGGAUCUCAGUCCAUUGCAGGUUUACUGCUUUGAAUUUUGCCAAGUUUCACCUUCAAUUUGCCAGUACCAAUUAAAAUAUUCCUGUCUGGAAAGAGUUGCCAUGAGAGUAAAUUAUCUUCCUGAGUACACAACAUGAUGGACCUAGCAAACACUUAAACCUGGAUAUUCCAAUCCACAGUCUAGGGCACAAGCCAAUAGGUCCCCAUCUCACCUGUGUCUCUUUCCUUGUACCAGUCAACCUUGAAUUCUGCUAUAUAAAAAAUGUUUUUUUUUUGGUUCCAGAUACAACCCAUGUUUAGCUCACAUGGUGGAAGCCCAGAGCACCCUCAGGCUACUCUUGAGCCCAAGGUCAGUUUGAAUAAUUGAUCAACAGAGUCUCAUUGCAAUUGUAUUGUUAUGUGUUAGCCAUUAUCUAAAUGUGAUUUGUGUGUUAUAUUGACAGAAGGAACUUCCUGUCCAUGUAAGCUUUUCACCAUCAUCCAUGGGUCUCAUCUCCAGUUCUCUGGUCAUCAAAUCCCUUGCUGGAAAAACAAAGUCCAAGGUGACCAACCUUUUGUUAUACAUUUGUUAGUGUUAUCAUUAUUAUGAUUAUAAUAGUUAUUAUUACUUUUUUUAUUUUUGUUUUUUUUUUUUGUUUUGAAUUGCUCUGUGUCUAAAUAAUGACUCCAUGCAUUAAUUUUGCUGCUAUAUCCAAAUGUUUCUUGAAUAUGUUUUGAAAGAAUGCCUCUGCUUAUUUUGAUCUUGUUGAGAGAAAAUAAGUAUUCAUGGAAUCUUUUAAAGCAUUAGAAUAAGGAGAGGAAAACCUGGCUUUGCUUUUAGAGUGACCUGAGAUUCUCUUUGUUGUCAGAUACCUUUGUAUGGCUGUGGUGGAACAAGUCAGCUGGUGCUGGUCGAUAUUAGACAGUUGAGUGAAGGAUAUAUCACCAACAUUGGAGAGGUAAUGUAAUUGUUAGUUGUAUUUCUUAUGGUUCUUGAGAAGUUAAAAAAGGUGUUGUAACUGAGGCUGCACCUGGACCUGUCUCCAUGGUUGCCAGCUUUAAUAACAUCACAAUGUCUUAUUGCGUUAUAAAGGUGGCUCUGAAUCUUAGCAACUGAUUUUUUAAGACUCUGCCUCAAGAUGGCCUUUGGUAUCUUAAUUUCAAUAAAGUAACAGACCAAUGAGAUCCCCAAACCUGUUUCAGUGUUGCAUUCAAUCAAGACUAAAUUUGAGGGGGCUUUAAGAAGCUGUAAUGUUGAUUUUGUAGCAUGACAUCAAGGGCAUUUGAAAAAAAAGAAAUUAAUGUCUUACUUGUGCAUAUGAGCAUUCAUCAAUGUACAAAGCAUGCAGGAAGUUUGGAGAGCUUGAACUAUGUAUAAGAGUUGCGUGAUAUUUAGCUGGGAAUAAUGUUAGGUCCUAAAGUGUUUUCCAAACCUUACAGUCAUAUCUCAUUGAAUAUGCAGUUGAUACAUGAACCAAUUAUUCUGUAACAAUUCCAACUUGGGAGUUUAGAUAUUGUCUCAAAAGAAAUUCCUUGUGCCCAAGGCAUAGAAACAAUUUGUCUUUGUCUACAGUGAGGAUAAUUACAUGUAUGUAGUGUGAUUAAAUUUGAGUGUACAGUAUUUAAAUGUAAUUUGACCCACAUAUAUUUCACUUAUAGGUUUCUCUGGGAAAGAAGAAUUCUGUCAAAGUUGUGGUGAGAAAUUCUGGGACAAGGGCAGCUUUCGUCAAAGCCAUAUGUUAUUCAGGUACUCUCAGUGGAGGGGCAGAAAUUUGUACAAAGAAAUGUCAGUACAAAAGAUGUUUCAAGCAACUGUGGGUUUUUUUUUUUUUUCAGAUAUCCAUACACUUCAAAGGUAUCCUUCUAGUCACUUAAAGAUUCACCCAGACAGUUUUGUCCUUUCUGAGAGGACCUCAAGGGUAAGCUGAAAGUGCUUUUAAGUUACGGUGUAUAGCAUACAUGUAUAUGUUUUGUACAACCACUGUAUGGAUGACCAACAACUUAAGAUGUGAACCAUACAUAAAUUUUAUAAUCUGUUUAUUUCAUUCAUAAGGCUGUGUUAAUUGAGUACCAACCUCUUGAGAAGGAUGCAAUUAAUUGUCGCACAUCUGUGAACUCUGUGGCUGUUGUGGCUUUCUAUACUGGAGACGAAUUUUUGAGACGACAAUACAAGAAGUGAGUAGCAAUGGGUUUUUAAAGACUAGAAAUCGUUUAUUUUUAUUGACUGAGAUGAAGUUGUUCUGCAAAGCUAAAAGUUAAAUAUCUCUAGGUUUGAGAGUUUUUUAAUUUAUUUUCCUCAACUAUAUUUUCUGUAACAUCCUUGUAGAACUUUUGAGUCAAAAGACUCAAUGUAAUAAUUGUCUUAAAUUAUCUUUUAGUUGCAUUUUUGUCUUAUCUAAGUUGAUGUCAAUUGUUCAGCCCACACCCGCCAGAGUAGAAAACAGUAAAGGGACAGAUUAUGACAAGUGUGUCACCUUUGAAAUAAAAAUUCUGACAAAAUGAGUUUCCUAGGAAUCUGCAUACACAACCUUUACAGCCUUCGUCUCAAAUAAUGGAGAGAAGUCUUCUAACAGGGAUUAACUUUACCACAGCUUUUCAAGAUGAGGAUAAACUUGUUGAAGGUAUAAUUUGACACCUUAAAUCUGUAGUCAGGGCCUGUAGGUGAAUAUUUGUACAUAAAAUGAAAAGAAGAGCAAAAUUUGCCCUUCAAAAUCUCUGUAGCAAGAAUCUCCUGCAAGUAACUGCCACUGCAAGCUGCUGUGCAUAUCAGGCACCUUACAAGAACACUUAACUUCUACUGAUGAGAAUUUAGUCUUGUUCUCAACAACUCUAGUUGACCUUUAAAGCAGGCACUCCUUUUCACCUUUUUGAUGGCCAGUGUUAGUCAUUUGACUACAUGCAAGCAAUUUCAGAUUCAAAUUUUCUUUUAUUUAUUUAUUUUUUUGACUGCCUCUAAUCUUGUAUUGGUUAGAGGAUGGUGAAAAUCCAUUACAUCCAAUGUUGUGCUGUAUUUCUGAAAUUCUUAAUUUUUAUCUAUUUUAUCAAGAGUUCUGUUCAUGUAAAUGAACUUUCUUUUUGGUAGAUGUAAAAUACCCCAAGGUAGCAAGCUGGGACAGUUUUUUCCAGGGUAGUGUGUCCAGAGUUCUGUUGACUUUGGUUGGUUCACCACCUGGAUCCAGUCCCAACAACAAACCUGAUCCCAACAGGUCUGUGGACACUGUACCUGUCUCUGAUAAACAGGCUGUAAAGUCCCAAGAAACAAGUCCAGUUAAUGGUAAGUGUAAAGUGUCACAGAAUGAAAGUUUGUUAUCAUUAGGGCCACUCACUUCCUGCAAAGUUUUUAUUUAUUUAAUUUAUGAUAAGUUAUAGAGUCACAGAUAGUUCUGGCAAACUUUGCCUUCAAAGUGAGUUGAAAUGGGAAGUCUCUUUUGUGAACUUAAGUUUUUAUUUGUGCAAGAGUGAAAAGUUGUUUUCUCAUUAAAGGCUUCACACUUAAGAGUUAUAAGGUGCUCUUGAUGCAAGGGAGAAUUAAGCAUUUUGUCACUAGUCAUUUAGGCCUUUUUUCCAUAUACCAGCUCAAGAAUUUAUUGGUUACUGCUAGUGCAUGUACAUGUUGUGAUCUUUUUAGAUGUGAGGGUUUACAAAAAGUGUUUAUUCAACAGGGAAUCUUGCAGCAGAAUUUUGGACAGUUAUACCUGACUUCCUUACUUUGUCACCUUGUAAUUCAAGUAAGUUGGGCACUAUUAAAUCCUUUUACCAACUGUGGUGUACAAUGUAACCUUACCAUAAUUACACAUGUGCUGGGCUGGAGCAUCAGCCAUUAUCAGUCAGUGGCUAUAUUAAGUCCUUAGGGAUGGAAAAAAAACACAUUUUUGUGCAUUUAAACUUGUUUUGCUGCAAGUCUAGACAAAAGUGAAGCUUUUUCUUAGGGUUACUUAACAUGGCAUUAUGAUGAUGCCCUAAUGCAAAGUGAGAGCUUGUAGGUUUAAAAAGUCUUCUAUGUUUGUCUGGUGAAUAAUUGAUAUCAGUUGCUCAAAAUAGCCAUGCUGUGUGUGGAAAGAAACAAAACUCCCAGUUUGUAUUCUCUCAGUCAUGGUUUUUUCAUCCAAACUCUUCCUUAUCUUUAGAAGAUGACAAGAGUGGCAAAGGAUCUGAUCAACUCAGGAUAUUAAACUUUUCUGACCGUUCAAUUGGGUGAGUGUUCCAUGCAAAAUUAUUCCAGACAUAAGCAAGUUGUGUGUGAUGCAGAGGCCUUUUGGUGUAUGCUCUUGAAAGGAUUCAACAAUCUUGGUUCAAACUCUUGAAGGAUUAUCAUUGUGAUGUGCACUUGAGAAAAGUGCUAAAAUCUUCAAUGCCCCUUUAUACCUAGUGGUACAGAUGUUUAUUAUUAAAGAUUGUCAAGGAAAUCUGCUGAAAUACUGAAAUACUGUGAUGAACUUUGUUGUCUACAAACAGCAACAACAUUUUUGACACAUUGAUUUUAUCAACCCUUAUUACUUCAAUUUUAUCCUUUUUUCCCCUCCCUCCCACCCAUAACAAUAUUUUGAUUCCAUGAACCCUUAGCUACAUACAGGCAACAUUGAAUGGGGGAGGGGAGUGGGGUUUUGUGAAUGAUUUAUAGUGUGGCAGAGAAAGAAGUUUUAUUUUACACAUAAUAAGGACUCUUCAAAUUUGAUGUGUCAGCUAAUUUUGAUGCUGGUUGUAGUUUCUCAAAUAGGGGAGGCAACAAUACAUCAAGUCUCUUCAUGCCUUUAGAACUGGGAUAAGCUCAGACCAGUUUAAACCUGGUGUCACUUUCUAUUAUGCUCUUGUUUAGAAAUUCAGUAUUUGAGUGGAUGAUUGAAAUAACAUAUCUUCUGUAGAGAUGCAAGGUGGCCCAAUAAUAUUUAUAUGAAGAAGUGAAGGAGAUGUUGAAGAACUUUUUAGAGUGGUAUUGAUGUUAAAAGUAUUUUCAUGUUUAUUGUAAUUUAGAUUUGAGUUUACUUGGCCUGCACACUCCAUUAUUAUUACACCUGAAAGAGGAGAAAUCCCACCAAGGUAGGAAAAAAGUAUCUUAAUGGGAUUUUUAUUGUUUCUUCUGUUGACAUGGCUUAUGCUUGAAGAAAAAAGCCCAUCACUAACACUAACCUUUGUCAAACAUUUCUUUUUCUCCAUUAUUAGGAGUCAGGCCAGAGUGUUGGUUAGUUCAAAGUCAAAUCUUUCAAGCUCUUCCACUCCUCUUCCUUGGGGAGGUACAAUUUAUUUGAAGUGUGAUGGUAAACAGCAGGUAUUGAUAAAUUAAACUUGAUUUUUGUGUUAACAAGAAUGCAGCUUGUUUCUUGUUAUUAGCAUUUAUAUAACCUACAUGCAACACUGUUAGGAGUUUUAGAAGGGUCUAUAAUAGUUGGACUUCUCUAUGUAUGUCUGAACAAUGAAUAGAAGUUGAAGAUGGUUACAUGUGUGUAUAACAUGCAAUUUCUACUUUUGCUCUCUUUUAUCCCAUGUUCUUGUCUAGAACCAUGUCCUAGUACUGACUUUUUUUUUUUCUGGGAAGUACCUGCAAACCCAUUUUACCUUUUGAAAUAAUAUGUUCUCAUUUUAAUGUGUUAUGCAGGCUAUCAGAGUGCAGAUAAGAGAGGAAAGGAUUUUAGAGAAUUCACCACAUCAAUCUGGUACAUCCAAUUUUCAGUCCAUACCCACCAUGGUCACUGGAAACACACCACUUCCAACAGAUCAUUUGCCUCCCUUGAGAAUAAAAAACAAAGAUACUGUGUUUGAGAGGACAAUGAUUGGAACUGUUACAAGUGAGUCUCGAUAAAUGUUGUUAAUGUUUCAUUGGGAUGAAUAUUUGACAAAACUGUAAUAUAAUUGCAAUAUUCUUGAGUUCCUAUUAGCAAUUUAAUUAAUUUUAUCGAUUGAGUUGUAUAUAAGUGUAAGGUUAUUUAGCUACAAUAAAUGUUGAUUUAUCUGAUUUAAGGGUAAAGGUUUUUAUGCAUAUGACAAUAUGAGUUAGUAGGGACCAUAAGCAAGCCUUGAUGACUGGCAGUAAAAAUGGCCUUGUCAGUUUGUUUCCUAGCUAUCUCUUUCAAUAUGACAAUUUGGAAUCACCAAAUGUCAUGGGGUCUGAUCCAGCAAUCCUGGUAGUAAAUUUUUCAUACUUCUGUGACUCUACGUUUUCUUUGCAUAAUGUUUUGAUUGGAAAUCUAGCACAACAACCACAUGUAACAAAACAGAAAGCAAAACUUUCUGAUAAAUAGUUUAUUUUUUUUCUGUUAUUAAUAUUUUUACAGUCAGUUGUGUCAUUUUCUUUGUAUGAUGUACCUUCAUGUAGUGUCAAUCUAUCAGAGGCAUCUGCCUUGGAGAGUUAAAUGUUUAGCAAAGGUUUAGCUGUAUUGAAGUAAUUUUUUUUUUGCACACUGAAUUUUAUUUGUUGUUAUUUACUUUUAGCUUCAGAGAUAUCACUCACCAACACAGCAUCAGAGAAUUUGACAUGGAACUUGUCUUCAGUGGCACCAGCCUAUGUGAAGGUUUGUACACUUGGAUACUGUUAUAUCAUUUAGUUAGCAACAUCAUAUUCUAGCACAAAUACAAGAGCCAUGUAAAUGGAUAUUUCUUCUUGAAAAAUUAAGCAGGAUGGUAUUAAAAAAUGUUUGCACCAUAGGUGGAUGACACUGGAAAUAUUUGUAGAACCACAUAUCUUGCCUUCAGCAUGGCAAAACAAGAAGGAACCAUACAGGCUGGAAGAACAACAAAGGUAUUUCAAGCUAAAUAAAAAAUCCUGCUCUUGGUGGAGCUGUGUGUACUAUAUUGCUACCAAAGUGCAACGAAGUUGAUUUAAAGAGACAAACAGGGACAUCUGAAUUUCUAAAGAAGAUUUAAGUUGUUUUCCUUCAACAUAACUCUACAAACUUAAAAAAAGCUUACCUUGAAUUUUUAUAACGACAAAAAACACAUUUAAAGACCCAGUAUUGGCCAUUAUGCAUAGCAUGCCUCUUUAUUUGUUGUGUAUUUCCCAAAAGGGAGACAUGUAUUGUUUCCCCAAAGCUUUUGGAAUGAUCAACAUUGAUAUAAUGGUGAUUGAUAACCAAUGCUGCACAUAAUGCAUACUAGUCAAAACUGGGUCUUUAAUUAUCAACUUUUCUUUUUAUGGGCAAAAGUGUGAUCAUCAUUAUUAAUACUUUCUUGUCGUCAAUUACUGUUUCUCUGCUGCAGAUUUUUGUUAAGUUUCAGCCCAGAGAUGCUGGUGAAUAUGAGCAAUCUUGGGAUCUUAUGGUGAGUGACAAAAAUGAGCUGGUAUUAUUACUAAUGGGUUUCAAAGUAGGAGGCACUCGUAGGAGAAUAGAAGGGGCAAAAAAGACAUCUGAAAAUAAUUUAUUUCUGUCAAAAUCAAAAGUAGCUAGGCAGUGCCUCUUUUGUUUUCUGUACCAGUACCUGCCACCUACCUUGGGUUAGAAAUCCUGGUAACCACUGCUGUUUAGCUUAGCUUUUCUCUGUCCUUGUGAAGAAACUUAUUUUCAUGAGUUUUGACUGAAUCGUUCAAGGGGCUUCUUCUUAUGAGUCUUCUUGGUCAGAGUUGGUUGGUGGGUCAGAUACUUCCCUAUCAGUAAUCAGAUGGUAGAAAUUUUGUUAAUGACCUAUGAUUUCUUGUGCUUUUUUGUUAGACCACAUCUGAUGCAAAUAAAUCAAAACAGAAAAUUUUUCUCCAUGGCCAGGUAGAUUGUGAAACAUGAUGCUAGUUAUUAUUAUCCUAAUCUCUGAUAAAGUAAUCAUUAUUGAGAACUUGUUCACUGCCAGUUUGAUAACUUCCCAUAACUCACCAUAUCACCACAGAGUGUCUGUGGUUCAGUGGCUAAAGAGUGCUAAUCCAAAGGCCUGAGGUUCAAUUCCUCAUGGGCCUCAGAAGUUAUCUUUGUCCAGCGCUUGCAACAAAAUGAAAAGCAUCUGUCUCCUCCCAAAUUUGAAUCACACCAGUUCUGUGUCUGAUUAAAGUGUUGGUGAAACCACCAUAAAGUUUGUAACUGAUGUAACCUUUGACUAAAUGUUACUUUCUGCUUUUUGGGUCAUCACUUACACAGCUUUUAUGUAAAAUAACUGAUGAAUUGGUUUGGUCAAACAUUGUUGCAAUUGCUUGAUUAAUAAUUUAAAAUUUCCGGCUUGAUUAAGCUUUCAAGUUGCAUAACUAUGUUAUUUAUGGAUAUAAUUUGAUACAUCUUUAUUACAUGAGAAACAGGGCCAAGUAACUCUAAUUAAAUUGAAAUGCUUCUCUUUCUAAUUAGGCUGUUGAUAGAACUGAUGAUUUUGAGGGACCAAGUGAAGACAUUGACACUCUCUUGCCAGCGAAAUCAAAAAAAGUUACCAUACAAGAACCAUUGAGGUAUUUUCAGCAGGAGCUGUUUUCAUUUCUUUUGAAGGUGGCAGUACCAAGCUCAUCAAAUUUUGGCUUCUUUUCAGAUCACCCAAGAAUGUCAAGAAAGGGCUCUACGUUAAAGAAAAUGUGCUUAAAUUUCCUGUUACAGCAGCAGGGGCAACAAGUGAAGCACAGCUGAAAAUCUGCAAUGGCUCAAAGGAUGACCAAUAUGGGGUGAGUAUUUGUUAAUCAUUCUCUGAGUGAAGACCUUGAGUGUGCCUUACCUUUGGUAAUCUGUUACUCCCAAGAAAGCCAAUUGUAAUCCUUAUUUUGCAGGAGUUUAGCUGAAGACCAUGACAAAAUUUUAGUAUGCAUGGAAUGUAUUUCUAUUGUCUUUCAUUUUAAAGCCUUCACUACCCACCAAGGAAAAAGUAGUCCACAUAAUGUUUGCUCAUCUGCUUUACCUAUUUCUAUUAAUACUACAGGUGCGGGUCUCAUCAAUGAAGACACCUUUCUCUGUUCAGAUUUCAAAGUUUUCAGUCAGGUAUAUUUUUCUCAUAAUGAGUCAACAUUUAGUAAAACCUUGCCCUCUAAACUCAAGUUAACUAUUUCUGUGGUGAGAGUGGACCCAAAAUUAUUUCACUUAAAGAAAAAAGAAUACUACAGUUUAAAUACUGGAACAUGAGAGAGGAACAUUGGAAACAAACAAUAGGCCACCAUGUUUGCUUUCUGAUUGAAUGAGAAUCGCCUUACCAAUGAUCUUGUGAAAGGAUGCACAAUAGGAAUGCACAAUUCCAAAUUAAAGAAGACUAUGAAUGUUGUAUUACUCUAACAGAGCCUUGCGGUUUGUGCGACUGCCAGUGCGUUUCUCACCAACUGAACCUGGAAAGUCCUAUGAGGCAUCACUGGUUAUUACAGCAGACCCUGAUGUCAUUAUCACAGUACAGCUUCAAGGAUCAAGUUCUGAUUGAUUCAACUGUGUAAAGUCAGCAGAUAAUAAGUUAACACUAAAUUUAUACUAUGUAUAUAUUAUUUGUAUAAGAUACUGAUGUAUAUAAUAAAGUGAAAUUACAAAAUUAACCUUAGAACAAAUUUCCAAAUUAAUAUAUUCCUUAAGGUGAUGGGGUACAUAACUCCACAUUGGUGCCUGAUAAUAAUAUUUGCAGGUUUUGUGUAAAAGUGAAGUGGCACUUAGUGGUGUAUAUUUACAAAUUCAAUUAUAUCAAAAUCACCAGCUUUUCUCUCUAGGGCAGAUUUUCUGUUAAGUGUGAAAACUUAACUGAAAAAAAGUUAAAGGUGCUUUGCACCUCAUCUUUCCGUGUACUAUAUUCAGGCCAGGGAGAGAGGAUGAGGAGUGAAUGAAGGAGACAAAACAUAAGCAUUAUCACUGUAUAGUUUCAAGCAAUAAUGUUAUGACUGCAGUAAAUAAUGCCUUCAAGAAAGCCCUCAUUGCUAAUGCUUCAGCACAAAUGUUUCUUCACCUGCUGUAAAUUAUGAGGCCUUAACCCUUUACACCCUGACAUCAGCAAGCAUAUUCUCCAUACUGUUUUCUAUACAUUUCCAAGGUUCUUACAGAGAAUUUGUAAACCAUCAAGAGCCUUGUACUUUCUGAUCAUUUCCUUUAUUCUCGUUACUUAAACUUUUUAUUCAAGGGUGGUAUUGUAAGGAGAAAUUAGAACCUUGUUACUCUUAAGGAUGAAAGAGUUAGGCAACACGACCUGGGUCUAGUGUUGUCAGACCCCCUAGAAACCUCUCUCUGACUUGACCCAAAUCUUACCACGGAUGGAGGAACAUGUAUCUAGCAAUACUGAUAUUGAGGGC
Molecule: messenger RNA, 30522 nt
Organism: Pocillopora meandrina
Lineage: Eukaryota; Metazoa; Cnidaria; Anthozoa; Scleractinia; Pocilloporidae
Source: the annotation of a GenBank genome assembly